GUAAGCUGAGCGCGAACAGGGUGGACAAUUGAAGGCUGCGUAACGCUUAGGGUGCGUUCCGGAAUUUGCUGGCAGUGCUAAAAACUUCCUAGGACAGAGGCUGAGCUCCCCGCGAACUCGCAGUGCAACAGAGAUAAAAUAUUGGUUACAGUACUUGGAGCUAAUAUUGAACGCACCCUUAGUACACACAUACAUUCUUUAAUCUUGGGAAUGAUUUCAACAAAUUAGAAACUUGUUCAUAUACAUUUCCCAUAAUCUUACGGCAGGUGGUUUUGGCGGGACAAGUCCAAGGAAAGCAUACCUAGAACGAACGUAAGGGAACGGGAUCUGUUGCGACAUCUCGCGUCGGUCGGACAACAAUUAAACGCUCCCCCGGCGAUUGGCAUUUUCUUGCUCAAGUUAGUGAUAUGCUAUCGCUCUAUUUGACAGAAGCCUAGAUACGGGUGUAUAAGGGCGAGUUGUGCGUGCUGCGUGCACUCCGUCAGCGGUGGUGUUACGUUGGCGGUGGAUGGACGGACAGAUCGCACGGUAGCGUUUUCCAAGACUGAACAAAGUAUCACGAUGUUCGAAGCAAAUGCGAAUAGGACUGUGACCAAACUAUGCGCCGAAUACGAUCCAUGGGCUUAUGAUCUACUCAAUGUCAAUGCGAAUAAUCAAACAAAUAAUGACGAUGAGGAUUGUCAAGAUUUAAAUAAUACCAUGGUCAACGAUCUUGUUGCCAAAAUUCUUGAUGACGAUUCAAAUAUUGCCGAAGAUAAUUUCACAGAUGGACAAACCAGAUUACCGCAAUAUCAGUCCGAAUAUUCCAAGCAUAUUGAUCUUCAUACUACUAACGAAUUAUUACCUUCUAUUUUGAAGCCCAAUGGCGUAGCAAGACACCGCAAUACCGCUGAGAUAGGUGUAUCCAAUGAAUCUCACAGUGAAAAAAAUUAUCAAAAGUACUGCAGUCGAUUACAUGCUCUAAGUCUAAAUGUGUGUACAGGAAAUACAUGUGGCGAAGGUAAUACCUAUUCCAACAGUGUGAUAAACGAGCUACAGAGAUCUACUGCCCAGCAAAGUAAUUUAUUGUCCAGCAGCAAUUGUUACUUAAAUGAAAACAGAAAUUAUGCAUCACUCUCGAAUGGACUGCUUACUACGACCAAUGGGUUGAAUUACAAUUCGCGUACACCUAACUGGUCAGAGACAUUGGUAUCACCAAAUUGCACAAAAGAUCUGUUCGGGAACUACCAGUCAAUUCAGAAACAUUGCAAUCUUGACUUGAAUGUGAAUUUAUCUUCAAAUUUGCCAAUGGAUUCUCCGAGUUGCACUAGAAUAAAUGAUUGGGAAUCACAAAGUAACUGCGAUUACCAUAGCAUUGGAAAAUCUAAAAAUAAUCAAAUGCUGAGCAUCCAUGAUUCUUACAAUGUAAGUACAGCAGGUCAAAUGUAUAGGCCAAACUCUGUUAUGACCGAUUUGAGUGGUGAUUCUGGUUUUUUGUCCAACUCGCCGUUACAGCAUUAUUCUCCAGCAGAAACUGGUCUACAAAAUUGUAUACCUAAUAAUUUUCAAUGUACCAGAUUUGAUGAUUAUAGAGACGUACAAGAUCCCAAUGGUUUAGGUGUGGUCGAUAAAGCAAAUGAGUCCCACUUCCUUCAACAGCAAUCGCAAGCUUUGAAAACAGAUUCACCAAUGGAUCAGAGUUAUAAACGAAUGGUUAACUGCUAUCCUUAUUUGAAUGAUUACGCAUCGAUACCAAAGAUUCAUCCCAGUAAUUCUGAAACUAUAUCAUCAGUAGGAAUCAUGGAUCACAGGAUGAACAAUAAUUUACAUACAUCGCCGCUUAGUCCUAAUGUAAAACAAAGAGAUAAUCAUCAAGUUUAUUCUCCCAUUGGAUUUCCAAGAAAUUUAAUCUCAAGGAGCUACACUAUUAUGUCUAAUAAACAUAGUUACCAAACACCGAAUGGAUACCAGCGUUAUACAACCAAUAAUGUUGAUACAUUGAAAGGUACACAGACCACCACUGGGAAUAAUUACCAGAAUAACGUAAAGAAACAAAAUAUGACAUACAUGGAUUCAUUUGAUUUCUCGAAUGAAAUUUCAUAUCCUUCUUCGAUGUCGUUCGCUCCAACAUUAGCAGGAAAUGCACAAGGCGGUGAAAUGUUUAACCAAAUGAUGAAACAACGCCAACAUCAAGGGAUCCAUCCUGUGCCACCACCCGACGUUUUAUUCAACACUGGGUUGGUGCAUGCUGGAAAUGUUUUUUCCACAGUUUUAUCAGUGCCCGUGUCUGUAUCUGUUCCACCAUUGCACCCGAUGUCUGUAUUGUUUGGAGGACUCAGGAACAGCACUUCUAGGCGCUCAGGCCCUUCUAGCAUAUUGCAACUGAGAUUGGAGCAGACCUAUGAACAGUUCAAGCAACUGGAGAAAGAGCGGAAAAAAUGCGAGGCUGGCUUAGCUGCUCACUUUCCUGGAAAACGAGUGACCAGUGCCAAUAAUAUACCUACACCACGUCUACAAGGAAAUCCGUCACGUGUUGACCGGCUGAUCAUUGAUCAUCUCAGAGAACAUGCGCGUGUUAUUACCCUUGUGGCUAAGAUGGAACGUCUUCGGGGUGCUACAAUGAAUCAGCGAGUUCACAAAGCUAUGGAAUAUUGGCUUGAAGUUAUCAAGUAUGUGCAAGAACGACGAAAACAAGAGAUAGCAAAUGCAACUAAACGCCAGAAAGAAAAUCCACACUGCAUUCCCAUGCACGAUGACAAGGAUAUAUUGGCCCUAGCAGGAAGCAUUCAUGAAUUAACUAAGGCAUCCCGCUUAGCUAGAACUGGUAUGUACAAUGCCCUUCAAGCUACACUUUUGUACGAUGCCGAAUUUGAAAGAAAAGUAAUUGAGACGUGCAAAGAUACUUUUUUCAAUAUCAAGCUUAGAGACACCAACAGCACACAUCUUUCCAGCCAUGUUGACUGUGCUUAAGCAAAACGCGAUUUAACUGGUUAAAGUUACUUUUCAGAUUAUAGAUUUGAAGUGUAUUGACUGAACCAUUAAUUCAUUUAAUUUAUAAAGUUAUUUUGCAAUUGAUCAGAAAAACCAUCCCGAUUUCUGUUUCGCUCAUUUUAUUUUCUACUUUUAGGGUAUUAACUCCCAAUGUUAUAACAAUUUAGUCCCUGCGAUAGCUGCCUAAUAAUGAAGACAUUUUUUGCAAUUCUUGCAAAUGAAAAGCUAUUACUUUAUCUCAAAUAUUGUAAGACUAGCUGCGUGCAAUAAUUCAAGCAAGGUUUGAUUAGUCCUCUAUCCAUAAUCAUGUUGAUAUUGCACCAAUUGGAGAUGAUAAGUAGUUGCAUACGUCUGCGUAUAAUUCGUGAAUAUGGAGCGCAAUUGUGAUUGAAACUUUUUUACCCCAAAAGCAGAGAUUGUGUAGUAACACAAACUCUUUAGACACAUGGCAACUCUGUGCCAUACGGCAAUUAUGUUACUUUGUUGCAAACUAUUGAAAAAACAAAUAACAUGUGAACGAACUCACCAGGGUUAGUUUCUAGGUGGAAUUGCAUAUCAACGAAACAUUGAGAAUUUCACGAACAGUUAAGAGCUUGUACGAGUAUGUGUAGCAAAAUUUUCAAGGCUGGACAUUUUAGGUCUGCAAACGAUUACUAGGAUUAAAAGUUUUUCCAUCUCUAGUUUAGUAAUUGGAUUUAAAAUUAUUAAGAAUAUGAUCACAACGCAACUUUUUGACUACUAACCUUUAAAAUAUCUUUGUUGUGCUAAAAAAUUAAGUUAUAACCGUCAUCUUAACUCGCCGUUAGAUUUCUCUAAUAGUUUGACGUCUCAGUUGUUACAAGUAUUUAGAUAUUUAGGGCAAUUGUCAAUUUUCGUCUGUAGGUGCGAAGAAAAUUGUCUAGUAGAUGGAAUGUUACAAAGAAAAAAAGUAGUUAAAAUGCUAGAUAGAAUUUUUAGAAUAGAUAUAUGUGGCCUUUCCUAAUUACGACCCGAACAAUGUGACAUUUAACUAAUUUUCAUGCGAUUUUUAAGAGGUAUUUUCAACUAACAUAUAUUUAUUACGAAUGUACUUCGUUUAAUGAAUGUAGCAAGGUAAUUGAUAUCGACGUCGCAAAGCAAUCCAAAUGCUGUCCACUACACUAUACAUAUAUUAUUAUAUUGACAAUUGAGUGAUUGCAUAUAAUGCUAAAUAUAGUGAAUAUCUGAGACGGAAUUUAAUAUUCAAUCUAUAUACGAAGUAAGUCUAGCCUCUAAAUACCAAAAUUUUGUUGAGUUUAUCGCUCGUGCAUUGUACUACAUACAUCAUAUUUGAUAAGAAAUUUUGCCACAGAUUUUAUAUAAAACUUGUAGCUGCACAAAAAUCGGGGAUCGGGACGUAUCCGAAUUUGUUGUAGUGAUGUAGAAUCCAUAGCGUAACUCUUUGAGGAUCAAAUUUCAAAAAGUAUCGUGAUAAUUAUCGAGUAUCGGCAUAAUUUUGCUAAAUGCAUUCGAUCAGUUAUCUUGGUAACAUACCGCAAGUCUUCAGCACACGCGUACAAGAACCGUACAUAUUGCAGUUGCUACAAACUGCUCAAUUUUUAACAUUUUUAUGAUUCAAUCUUGCGUCCGCUAGUAAAAUAUCACAAACAAGGCUUUUGCUUAUGUAUAGAUAAAUAUUUUCAUUGACUAGAUGAAUAUGAGAUUCAAACGUAGCGGUAGAGAAAUGGUCAAUUUGUGAAAAGAAGCUGAGAGAAAAACGAGAGUAACAAGGUCUAGAAUUAAUCGUCAAAUGGCAAAAGGAGUUGAAAAUUAAACAGGCUGAAAUAGCUGAUUAACAAAAUAGAAGCAUAACACAAAUGUGAGUGGCGACUUAGGCGCCAUGCUUCUAAAAGUUCCCUUUUGGCAUUUGCAGAGUAUUAACUGUGAUAACUUUUAUGCCAAUACUGUAAAUUAUACUCAACUCCCUACUAUAUAACUUAAAUAUCUUUUAACUACUUUAACAAACUGCCUACUGGAUAUUGUUAUCAACUGGAAUCUGAUUGUAAAAGUUUUCAACUUUAAAAUUUGUUGUAUCAUCGCGUAACAUAAUUACUAUACAUCAAUUGAACAGUCAUUAUAAACAUAUAGGCAUGCAACAGCUAUAGUACUUAAACCGACAAUGAGAUAUCCAAACCCAUUUGCACGCACAACGACAUGUGCAUGCCCAGGCUUACGCCUAACCAGUGGAUAACGUCAACUGAUUGUAAUGUCCAUAGGUGUCAAAUAUAUAGCAGGGUGUUAGUGUGUUAGCUGGUUGUUAUUUAGCCUCGCGUGUUACAGGGUGGCCACAACAUCUCUCCGAGUAACAAUCGAUUGACGUUUUUCUUUACCAUGCAACACAAAGCAAAUAACAUGUAAUGAUGUUCCCACCAACUUCCGUGCUUUUCUGUUGCUUUAGUAUUAUACUUUUCGAUGAUUCAUAGAUUAUGAGAUGCAAAUGUUCAAUGAGAUAUAAAAAUAGGAAUUUAAAAAUGUUAUUACGAAAUGGAGAGAUAAAAGAGCCAGGCCUGCAUAAUAUAAUAUAAUAAAAUAUAAUAUAAUAUAAUAACCUAACGGUCAUUAUAUAAGUAACAUUUAAUGGUAAUAUCGAGUUGAUAUAGUAUAGCGCUAGUAGGUACAUGUCCGACAAUCCUAGUUUAAUUGCAUGUGAUAUUACUAAAUAUGUAAGUACAUUAACAAAAAUAUUUAAUAUAUAUUAUAAUAUAAAUACGUAAAUUAAUAUUGAACAAAAAUGACCAAUGUUAAGCUAUAAUAUCGGCAAGAAUUACCUAUACAUAUAUUUAAGCUAAAACAAUUUUCAAGGCAUAAGUAUAUACCUGUUCAGACAUUACAAUGCCAGCACACUUAUGUGGGUACACACAUAAUAUUCAACACAUUGAUGACAUUUUAUUCAAAUAUUUUCUAUUCGUUGAAACUUGCCAAUUACAUGUAGGAAUUUAAAUAAUAUAUAAUGAUUAUCGCUGUGACGUCUGAUUCGUUUGAUGUAACUCUGAUUAAUCGGUGUUACUAGGAUUGUCUGGUGUCAUAUAUUCCGAUAGUUUAGCCCAGGCCAUGAGUCUGCAGAAACUUCGUACGUUUCUUGUAACUGUUUGAUUCUUGCGAGAUUCCCUUCAAUAUUUCAAUGAUGCGAUAUACGUUAAUGCAAGCAGUUGACCGUUGUGAAGUAACGAGAAAAAGAAAGGAAGAGGAGAAGAAUUAGAAAUAUCAAAAAUCGCUGUUCUUUUAGCCAAGUGAUAUAUAACAGGAUUAUUCCGAGUUAUCAAAAUUUUUGUAAUUUAUAUCAUUAUCAGUAAUAUCAUAUGAUCAAAUUAUGCGUUGCUUACGUAUUGAAUAUAUGUUGAGCGUAUUGUACGUUGUAUUCAUCAUUGUAUUCUUUGGCUGUGGUGAUAAAAUCAAAAACCACUCAAUAGGACCUUUCUGAAAGACCUUUUUUUUUUUUUUUGUCUACUUUCAGUUGUAUUUUUUGGUAGAAAUGUGCAAGAUUUCCAUACGUUCUAAGUUGUAACACAUUUGUUUCUAUGCCAUCUGUUCCCGCAUCUUUCAAAGUUGAGACUAUAUUAGUGAAAUAUUGGUGCAGUCCUCAUACAUGAUUAAUGAAUUGUGUGGCUUGCAUAUAUCCUGUUAAAUAUUUAUUGGCAAAAAAUAAAUUUACAAACGGUCAACUGGUAGCUUUGCCUUCCAAGGUAAUUGUAAUAGACGGCUCAAUGUAAAAUGACAAGUCUGGUUUAUAAGAAUACUAAUUGUAGAAAUAUCUAACACAACACACACACACACACACACACACCCGCACACAUGCAGUAGAAAAACAGUAAACAUACACAAUACAUAAUACUAUAUGUGGGGAUAUUAUAAUAUAUAAUGUAUCAAUAUAAUAUAAUAAUUGUUUCUACGUUACAACGUGUAAGCGCAUAUCAUAAAUAUAUGUUGGGCGGUCAUUUUCUAGUUUCAUGGACCAGUAUUAACUAUAGAAAUAUUGUUAUAAAGGACUGAUAGAAUAGAUUUGGACGAGUCAUUGCUAAAUUAUCUAAGAGAAGAGCUUGAUUAAUGUGAUUCCGAGGAAGUUUUUUUUGUUGAAACUUCAAUCUAAUAUGUUUAGCUGGUGUUGCAUAUGUGUCACUUCUGUUCGUAACAAUAGAUGAGUAACUUAUUUGCCAAGCAUCUGUACAUCAUAUAAAAUUAUUACGUUCUGGUUGUUGUUAACUUUCGUACAGCUAUAGCAGUUGGCGAAAUUUAAUUAAACUGAUAAAAAUCAGCGGUUACUAACGGAAUAUGGCCAGCUAAAUAGCAUACGUACCUAUUUGUAUAUUUGUUCGCAUCUGCUCUAUAUUGUCAGGGAAAACUACGAAAUUAUCAUUAUUCUCACAGUCGAAACUUUGUUCGACGUUUUAGGAUAAAUAUUGUAAAUUGAAUUAUUUGUUGUUGCGUCUACUCUUCGACGCUAAUUGUCACAAUUGUAAAUAAGAUAAACACAUCGUUUUGUUUUGUCAUGACAGAUUUCAAUAUACAUCGAAUGCAAAUAAUACAGCCUACGUAAUCUAGUUCGAGAGCGCAUUUUUGGUUAGAGCUAUCGUGCUGAACAUUUCUCUGCUUUUUUCAAGUAAUAUUUGCUCAAUAGUUCCUUGUACAAAAUUCAAUUUCAAUUCUGUCAAUGCAUUAUUAGUAUCACAGCGUUGCAUACAGCUGUCAGAUUUAAAUAUGGUUAGGUGCUAGUACCUGUGUACCCAAGUAUGGAAGAGAACAAAUUUUCCGCAAGAUUAUUAGAAUUGUUGGGAAUAUGGGAAUUUUUAAGUGUGGAAUGUCUUUUAUUAGUAUUCAGUGUUUAUACGUGAAUAGAAUACAGCUAGUUGUCGGAUGAAUGUUAAGCAUAUGGAAUAAUUAGCUUUAGGAAAUCCUCAAUCAAAUUAUCUGAAUAUCAGCCUUUUUGUUGAAUUGAACGUGAAUUGAUAUCCAUUGCAUUGAAUACGAAGGCAUAAAAGUCUAUUUUUACUGUUGGAAACUCUAAAUGGUUUGUUAGAAAAGCUUCGUAUAGCAAGCAAUUUGCAUAACUCUAGGUAAGGAUUAUUUGUGUAUUAUAGGGAGUUUUUUUUUAAUUAUAACAUGAUAGGUAUUGUGGUAAAACUUAACUACUGUACGAUGAUUAUAGUGAUUGUAUAAUAUAUUUGGCAACAAUGCAGUUGCAUCAACAACCAGUUGAAACCGUAUUCUUUGAAGAGAAAAAUAAUAAUACUCAAUACGUGGACCACUAUGCAUAUAUAUAAAUAUAUAUACAGACACACACACAACGAUUAUAUUACAAUAAUAUAUCAUUAAAGUGAAUUUUGUAUGGAACAUUACAGGAAAUAUUUUGAAACUGAAUUAGUUAUUCAAAAUGUCAUGUGUAAGAAAAUUUGAUUGAGGAGCACAUAGUCAAUCUCUGGUUUUAAUGGUUUUAGGAAAUAUAUUUUUCAUGCACCUGUUAAGUUUUAAAUAAUGAUUCCAUGUGCAAUAAAUGUGUAAAUAUUACAAACAAUUUCUUUCUUGUGAAUAAGCGUAUUGGAUUGUACCACUAACGGUGAAAAAGGUAAAUAGUGGAGUCUAGGUAUUUAUAGUUUGCACAGUUUUCGUAAUUGAUUAGCGUACAAUGUGAAUACCUAUUGUUUACAGUGUUUGGUCAUUUUUACUGACAAAUGUAUCUUACGAUAGUCAUUUUGGUGGUGAAACCGACUUAAAUCGUAAAUAGUCUAGAUUAUUAGAUCAGGUAUGCUAUAUAUGUAUAAUGUGAUACGACAAUUUUGUUAUUAGUAUGCAUAACGUGUUAAGCAUUAGGCAAUGUCAUAUUGGCGAAUGGACUGCGUUUUUGAGAUUGCAAAAAUGGAACAUGUGAGAACCGCAAAGGGUUGAUGAUAGCGGUUUGAGGUGAGGGUUAGAGAACAGGAAAAAUAAGAACUGAUUGAUUAAUUGUUUCUAUUAUUUUAAUUUAUUUUUAGUAAUGACUAGAAAGAAGUGUAGUUUAAUUUUUAACUUGUUGAGUUAUGCUGUCAAAAGGAACGAUAACAUGAGAAUUUAUAUUUUGCUUCCACUAAUCUUAAGCUGAAUUGUAUCUGUUGUCAGUGUCUUCAACUCUACCUUUGAUUCUGGCAAAUAGAACUAUUAUUGUAAUGCUGUACUGCUACUACUACUACUACUGCUACUGCUACUACUACUGCUACUAGUAGUACUACUACUACUACUACUACUAGUACUACUA
Molecule: messenger RNA, 9214 nt
Organism: Neodiprion virginianus
Lineage: Eukaryota; Metazoa; Arthropoda; Insecta; Hymenoptera; Diprionidae
Exons: 6
Coding region: 562-2949 (795 amino acids)
Biological process (GO): male meiosis I; mRNA stabilization; female meiosis I
Cellular component (GO): nucleus; cytoplasm
Source: RefSeq, a predicted model, not a curated record